Messenger RNA from Candidozyma auris, 885 nucleotides. It is a transcript of the gene CSO99, whose product is annotated as Cso99p. The record is from RefSeq and is a predicted model, not a curated record. The transcript has a single exon. Bases 1 to 885 code for a protein of 294 amino acids. Lineage: Eukaryota; Fungi; Ascomycota; Pichiomycetes; Serinales; Metschnikowiaceae.
AUGGAAAUGCAGGUAGCUCCCGCUUUUACAAAAUCAAAGAGUCCGCUCCCGCUUACCUUGUUGUUGCGUCUCAAUGCUUUGCUCAAGAAGUCCGUCUUCUCUCGCAAAUUCUACCAGGAGAUAACCGAUAAGGUGUUGAGCAAGUCCUCGUCUGUUGAUGCAAACUUGUACUUCAUUUGUUACUUCACGCUAUUGUUGAGCUCGAUCUUGAACAACAAGCCCCAGAUUGUGAGGUUCUUGAAGCAGCAGAAGGCCAAUAUUAUCAAGUUGGUGAACAGAGGGUUCAACACGAACUUCGAGGUGGAAAAGCUGAAUGAAAAAACUAAGGAAUCAGAGAAUGUGGAAGUGGAAUAUAAGUCCAAUCUUGCCGUCCACUUGAAAGCGGUGUCGUCAUAUAUUGCGGACGUGAGAAUCUUCAAUCGUCUCACUGACUCCAUCAAGUACAUGCCUUGGAUCAUUGACGAAUUCACCGCCAUGAUGAAUCCAGCGUCGUCGGUACCUCGACUUGACCGCAUCGUCAAUUUCUUACAGUCGAUCAACUGUCUUGUCCUCGAGCUUUUUGAAAAUGCCGGCUGGCUCACAGACCACAAUUGGGUUGGCACAGGCGAUAAUGCCUACUGGUCCAUGCUCACGUAUGUGUGGUGUUCGAGAGUAUGGGGUGCCUACUUGGUGCUCGAGAUAGUGGAGCUUUUCAGAAGAACACCGUUUGCCAAAUGGGACAGCAACUGGCGCUUGGCGGUGUUCAAGCAAGCAGUCCAGCUUCCAUUGGUUGUGCAUUGGUCGCUCUAUGAAGGUUGCUUGACUCCAUUCUGGGUCGGUCUUUGCGGUAGCGGAGCCUCCUGGUGGGGCUUUAGAGACAUGUGGGCCUCGAUAGAUUUGAGCUAG